This is a messenger RNA of Populus euphratica (Euphrates poplar), 728 nucleotides long. Its product is annotated as dCTP pyrophosphatase 1-like. The transcript has 3 exons. Bases 252 to 623 code for a protein of 123 amino acids. Gene Ontology annotation, biological process: nucleoside triphosphate catabolic process. Lineage: Eukaryota; Viridiplantae; Streptophyta; Magnoliopsida; Malpighiales; Salicaceae. Gene Ontology annotation, molecular function: nucleoside triphosphate diphosphatase activity. The record is from RefSeq and is a predicted model, not a curated record.
CACCUGAAACAAGAGUGUUGAAUCACCCAAAAUUCCUCUCAUUUGAUAUAGAUAGAAAUCUCACCGAAAGCUAUCUGACAACCGUGCUGAUUAAUUUAACCUUGCAUCCGAGUAUAGUUAGCUCAAUUUUCCCUUUUGCUCAAAACAUAGUAAGGCAUGAGUUAGUCAUAGUUUAAUUGGAAUAUUCUGAAGUUCUUUUAGGGCUAUAAGAACUCCUCUAACCUGCAGAGAUACUCAGAAGGAGCUGAAACAUGGAAGAAGGUGAAGAGGUCACUAUUGCAGAAGAUCAGAGGGUAGUGGACAUUAGUCUUAAGGACCUUGCAAAGAAACUAGAGGAAUUUGCCAAGGCCAGAGAUUGGGAGAAGUACCAUAGUCCAAGGAAUCUUCUUCUUGCAAUGGUUGGUGAGGUAGGAGAGCUAUCGGAGAUAUUCCAGUGGAAAGGAGAGGUUGACAAGGGGUUGCCAAAUUGGGAGGAAUCCGACAAGGAGCAUCUAGCAGAAGAGCUAUCUGAUGUCUUGCUCUACCUCAUCAGGCUGGCUGAUAUUUGUGGGGUUGAUCUUGGUGAUGCUGCCACCAGAAAAAUUGUAAAGAAUGCUAUCAAAUACCCGCCCAAGGCCUGCUGAAAUAGCAGUUUGAUUUAACUCUGUAGUUUUGCUUUGUGAGCUUGAAACAAACAUUUUGUUGGAAUCCUUGUGGAGACUAUGUUAUAGACUUACCCUUUUUGUUUA